CUCCCGCGGGAUUCCCACUUCGGAGUUGAGAGGGGGCGUGUGGAAAAUCCGGGUUGUCCCCGUGGUUUUGCAGACGAAGGCCCCUGCGGGAUGGAGGGGCCGCUGCGCGCUGCCUGGUCCUAGACUCGGCCACGCCAGUUACCCCACUCCGCGCCGGGGUGGCGUCUGCCGGAGGAUCACUGGGCUUGGGAAGUCAGCCGUGGUCCCUGCGUGCUGGCCUUGGCCUUCGCAUACUCAUAGCAUCCGUGUCCAGGCGGGAGGUGCUUGAGAGCCUGAAGCCCCUUCCCCUACCCCCGCCCUCCCCAGAUUCAGCCCGAUUCGCUGCCAGAAUAACGUUUGCAGUGUAGUUUAAUUCCUUAGGAUAAAGGCUUGGAAGCUGUCUUUUGCAAUCUGGAUAUGUGUUUGCUUGAAAGAGUUACAGAGAGAGAGUGCUUCCAUCCGCUGGUUCAUUCCCCAAACGGCCACAACGGCCAGGCUGAAGCCAGGAGCUUCUUCCGGGUCUCUCACAUGGGUGCAGGCGCCCCAGGACUCGGGCCACCUGCUGCUGCUCUCCCAGGCACAUUAGCCAGGAGCUGGAUGAGAAGUGGAGCAGCCGGGACUCGAACCUGCACCCACGAUGGGAUGCUGGUGUCGCAGGUGGCGGCUUUGCCUGUCAGCCACAACGCUGGCCCCUGUGGAUGUGGAUGUGUUUAAAUUGAGGGUACAUUAGGAAUCGGUUGUCAGGCAUCACCGGGGAUAGGUUAGAUCUGAGGACUGGGCGUAGUCGGAAUGCAGUGAAACAUCAAGCUGGGGUGAGCUAGGAAGCAGGGAGGGGCCCCACGUGACCUGCCCUAUCUUUUUUUGCCCAGAUCUACCCGGAAUGUCUGGUUUGGUGGUAGUGGAGGUGGAUCCAGUUUGGCUGCUGUUCAUUGAGUACCUACUAUGAGCCACUGGUGAUUUCUAAUUCUUCCCAAAACGGAGGUGGUCCUGUGUCCGUGGUCAGACGUGAUCAGAAAGUCAGUGAUUGUCAAAAUGUGGUUGAAGGCGCCCCUGGAGGUUCCUGGAACCCUUUGCGAGGAUCUGCAGAAUCUGACAAGGCCAAAUUCUCAGUGUACGUGAACCAGCACAUCAAAUGCAGAAGCAGAGAAGAAUCCAGCUGUAUUUUUAAAGCCAAAUAUUAAAAAAGAUUGUAGAGUACGAAAGUGUCACUCUCUUCACUUGUUUUUGAUGUUUUAGAAAAAAGUUAAUAUGAAAUGCGUUUUUAACCAUUAUUUUAAAUUAAUAUUUUUUAUAUUCUUUUAAUUUUUUUAAGGAUUACAGAGACAGAGAUCUUCCAUCCACUCAUUUACUCCCCAUAUGUCUGCAAUGGCCAGGAUUGGGCCAGGCCAGAACCAGGAGCUUCAUCCAGAUCUCCCAUGUGGGUGGCAGGGGUCCAAACACUUGGACUGUCUUCCGCUGCUUUUCCCAGGCCAUCAACAGGGAGUUGAAUCAGAAGUGGAGCAACCAGGACUUGAAUUGGUGCCCAUAUGGGAUGCUGGCAUUUCAGGCAGUGUUUUUACCUGCUAUGCCACAACGCUGGCCCAAAUGUCUUUUUUUUAAAAAAGAUUGUAUUUAUGUAAAGUCUUUGAUGUGGGCCUGUGCUGUGGCGUAGCAGUGCUGGCAUCCCAUAUGGGUACCAGUUUGGGUCCCAGCUGCUCUACUUCCUAUCCACCUCCCUGCUAAUGCUCCUGAAAAAACAGCAGAAGAUGCCCCAAGUACUUGGGGUCCUACAUCCACGUGGGAAACCCGGAAGAAGCUCUUGGCUCCUGGCUUCAAGUCGGCCCAGUUCCAUCCGCUGCAGCCAUUUGGGGAGUGAACCAGUAGAUGGAAGCACUCUGUCUCUGUCUCUCUCUCUCUCUCUCUCUCUCUAACUUUGCCUUUCAAAUAAAAAUAAAUAAAUAUACUUUUUUUUAAAAAGUCUUUUAAAGAGUUACAGAGAGAGAGGGAGACACAGGAUCUUCCCUAUGCAGGUUUACUCCCCAAAUGGCUGCAAUGGCCAGGCUGGCCAAGCCAAAGCCAAGAGCCUGGAACUUCAUCCAGGUCUCCCACAUGGAUGCAGAGGCCCACACACUUAGGUCAUCUUCUGCUACUUUUCCAGGUGCGUUAACAGGGAGCCAGAUUGGAAGUGGAGCAGCCGGGACUGGAACUCGUGCCCAUAUGGGAUGUUGGUGUCGUAGGCAGCAGCUUAGUCUGCUAGGCCACAGUGCCUGUCCCUAAUUUUUAAUAUGGUGAAUAUUGAUAAGCAUUAUCUAUAUAAACAACAGCUCUUCAUAAUCCUCAACACUUAUUUUGAGAGUAUCAGUGAAUCCUGAGACCAAAGCUUUUAGAACUGCUGGAUAAAGGAUAUUGGCUGAGUGGUUUCCUGUUGAGACAGUACUGCAGAUAGAAAUUGUAGGCUCAAAAAAAUUUAAAAAUUACCAGAUGACAUAUGAGAGUCAUAGAGACUGGAAGAGGGGCAUGAAGGACCCAGCUGAAUGCACGAGAGGAUGGCUGAAACCAGGGUAACAGCCUCUAAUCUUGUUUGAAAAAAGGGGCCAAAGCUCCAUGCAACCACAUGGCUGGAAAGUGUAGCAGGAAACCCCAGAAAGGACGCUGGGCUGCUGGCCCCCAGUACCGUGUAUCAACUUUGCUGGGCUUGCUUGCCAACCCCUGGGCUACUCACGUGUAGCGCAGCCUCCAAACAGCACGCUUAAGGCUGCAAAAACUGAACAGAGAUUGCAGCUGCUACCCACCAUAGAGAGGCAGAACUUGGAGUCUAAUGCCAGCCAAGCUGUCUGCAAAGACUUGCACACUCUCUGGAGAGGUAUUGUAGAAUCCAGAGUUUAUUGCAUGUGUAUUGAUCACACUAUCAUACUUUCUAGGAUGUAAUCCAAAAUGACUAGCUACGGGAAAAACAAAACCAAACCAGGACGCUGACACCCUAAUCAAUGGAGAUGAGCCACGAUGGACACUGCUGGCCAUAGCCUCGUGCUCCUCCAGCAGCUGAACAUGCAGCGGGAGUUCGGUUUCCUGUGUGACUGCACCGUUGCUAUUGGAGACGUGUACUUCAAAGCCCACAGAGCCGUGCUGGCUGCCUUCUCUAACUACUUCAAGAUGAUAUUCAUUCACCAGACGAGCGAAUGCAUAAAAAUCCAGCCGACGGACAUCCAGCCCGACAUCUUCAGCUACCUGCUGCACAUCAUGUACACGGGCAAGGGCCCGCGGCAGAGCGUGGACCACGGGCGGCUGGAAGAGGGCAUCCGGUUCCUGCACGCGGACUACCUGUCGCACCUCGCCACGGCCAUGAACCAGGCGUUCUCACCGGAGGCCGUGCAGUCCUCCAACCUGUACGGCAUCCAGAUCUCAACGACCCAGAAACCAGCCGCGAAGCCAGGGCUGCAGGCGGCCCAGGCCCCUUCCGGCAGCGGCGCGGGCAGGGCGGCGACGCAGGGCGACCACGCCCAGCUGCAGCUGUCCCUGGCCAUUGGGCUGGACGAGGGCGCCGCCGACGUGCAGGGCGCCCACCGCGCGGCACAGGCCGGCCCCGAGCUCCAGAGGCCGCCGGCGGCCGUCAAGCAGGAGCGGGGUGACCCGGAGGCCGUGCCCGCGCAGGGCCAGCGCCCGCCCUCCGCAGAGGCGGCGGGCCCGGCUCUUCCAGAGAGCAGCAGCCGGGCGCACGCGUGCCACUACUGCGGGGAACGCUUCGACGCCCGCGGUAGCCUCCGCCAGCACCUGCACACCCACGUGUCCGGGGCGCUGCCGUUCGGGGUGCCGGCGUCCAUCCUGGAGAGCAAUGACCUGGGCGAGGUGCACCCGCUGCAGGACAGCCGCGCGGCCCUGGCGCGCCGCCGGCUCAGCGCCCUGGGCGGCCAGGAGGGUGGGCGGCAGCAGCCCGGGCCCGCGGCCCGCGGCCCCGCCGAGCCUCUGCAGAUCAGCCAGGUGGCCUUGAUCUCCAAAGACGCGGAGCCGGUGGAGCUCAACUGCAACUUCUCCUUCUCCAGGAAGAGGAAAGUGGGCUGCGCCGUGUGCGGCCACAAGUUCCUCCGGCGGAGCCAGCUGCUGGAGCACGCGUGCGCGCACAGAGGCAGGCCGCACAGGCACGGCGGUUGCCCCCGGCUGGCCAGCGCGCUGGCCCAGAGCUUCCCGACGUUCUGCGACAGCUGGUCCGACGUCGCCCUGAAGGGGCCCCGCCUGCCCCAGGAACACCUGGAUCUGCCUUGUGCCUUGGAGUCGGAGCUCACGCAGGACAGUGUGGACGCCAUCCUGGUGGAGUAGCAGCUUCUGGAAAAGGAAGCGUCGUCCUGCUCUGUUACUGUCCUCCCAAGUCCCCUUGGCUUUUGUCCUUCACAGUCGAGCCAUCAUUUGAAGGUUGCGUAUACCAGGUCCUCUAAGACAUGAACAUGUGGCUGUGAAAAUGUAAGCUCCACUUAGCGCUGUCAACAAUCGUAAAUUAUAUCACCCUUUAGAAAACAGAGGUCAGUGCAGAAACAGGCAGACCUGAGAGUGAACAGUUGCUCAUAGAAUUUCUAGUUUUUUUCUAGAAUUAGUAAAAUGGAAUGGAAUAGGAAGUAAAUGAAAUAGGUUUUAAAGACUGUCCUGAGCUAUCACUUUUGGAUUGUUUCACAUGAGGUCAGUCCCCAUGAGGAUCAUUCUAAAAUAGUCUCUGCCACACAGAACAGUUAAUUGUUUUGUUUUUUUUUUUUUUAAAGAUUAUUUAUUUGAAAGAGUUACAGAGGGAGGGAGAGACAGAAACACCUUCCAUCUGCUGGUUCACUUCCGGAUGGCUGCAUCGGCCAGGUCUGAGCCAGGCUGGAGCCAGGAGCAGGAGUUCUUCCAGGUCUUGCAUGUGGAUACGGGGCCCAAACACUUGGGCCAUCGUCUACCACUUUCCCAUGCCAUUAGCAGGGAGCUGGAUCGGAAGUGGAGCAGCCAGGACUUGAACCAGCGCCCAUAUGGGAUGCCAGCGUUGCAAGCGUUGACUUUUCCUGUUUUGCCACAGUGCCAUCUCCAAUAGUUUUUUAAUGCAUAACUAUAUAUUAUAGUGUAUAAAAAUUGUUUUUAAGAUAUAGCUAUACCAAAUCAUGAGUAGUUUUAAAAAUUACUUUUUACUUACUAGCUCUGCAACAUUACCCAUGUCUUUUAUCUAUUUUUUUACACAUUGAAUAUACCUCAUUGUUAACGAAAACUGUUUCAGUUAGAAGAGAGAAUGGGAAGAGGCAGGCAUCAAUGCACCUGCAACAGAAAGGUGCGUAAACGUGGACAAGCACAUCACGCAGGGACCGAGCUCCGUCUACACUGCCUGACGCCCAGGCCGUUACCUUCACCUAGAGCACACCACGCAGGACUGAGCUCCGUCUACACUGCCUGACGCCCAGGCCGUUACCUUCACCUAGAGCAUCUUCUGAGCUUUCUACCCCCGAGGUUCACUUGAGUUCAGUGAGGAAAGUGAUCACACACAGAUGUCUCUGCCCGCGCCCCAGAGGGUAGGCUAGGUUGCCUGGGUUGAUGUGAAUCUUCUAAAAGUCACUGGGAAAAAAGUAGUUUUUCCGUGGCACAGGUUUCACGUUUUCUGCCCAUAAAGCCAACAGAGGGGCUGCGUUCCAUCGUCUGGAACUGUGCUGAAGAUCCUUGGCGACAGCUUUUUCUCUGCAUACAGUUAACGCCCCUCCAUGCUGGUGACAUUAAAGGAAUCGCCCAGGGGAGGGCGUCAGUGGUAGAGCCUCCUGCCCUAUCCCUGGGAGAGAGCGGCCGGCCCUCGCCACAGAGCGUGGAGCGGAGUGGUUCCCACAGUGUUUCAGUUUCGGGUGCCAGCAGUCAAGGAAAGCAGGAGGCCGGGGCUCCCGGACAGCCUCCUGCGCUCCGUGUGCUGCUCUGCCGAGAGGGUCUACGUCAGACCCUCGCAGCCACCCCCAAAAUGUAAGGCUUAGAACGUCCCCGCCCACAGAGCCCUGAGCCCCUUCCUGGGGACUGCAUUUCCAGGCCCUCAGCAGCUGGGUAAUUCCAGGCAAGCAGGGAGUGGAGCAGAAUUAUAGGAGAGUCGACUGGAGAAGAGCGCUAGACGGUGCCCUCGGCCAGUGGGCGAGUGAAAUCUCACAGGGCAGCAUUCUGUGGGGGAGAGAGCAGAAUCCGACCGGCCGUGGAUUGAUCAGACGUGACUGAGGGUGGGCGGAAACAAAUGCGCUGCUCUUCAGGAUCAGAACUUCAUUUAUUUCUUUGGAAAGAUUUACUUAUUUGAAAGGGCAGAAUCACUGGCUCACUCCCCAGAUGGCUGCAACAGCCAGGGCUGGGCUAGGCUGAAGCCAGAAGCCAGGAGCUCCAUCCAGGUCUCCCAUGUGGGUGCAGGGGCUCGACCACUUGGGCCGUCUUCUGCUGCUUCCCAGGCACAUUAGCAGGGAGCUGGAUCAGUCGUGGAGCAGCUGGGACUCAAAGCCGGAACUCCUAUGGGUUGUGCCAGUGUCAUGGGCACAGCUUAACCUGCUGUAUGCACCACAGGGCCCUCCCCAUGAACUUUCCCUCACCAGCUCACUGGGCAGUGAUUCAAAGCUGUCCCACCCUCACAGGAGGAACCCAGAUAGCAACGUUGACUUCACGCACUCUAGGUCAUUUGGGAUUUAUUCCCUAGUGUUAUUCUCGUUAAAAUGUUUUUUUCUGUCUACUCCAUGUGCUUCCUUCCUGCCCAGCGUUAGGAGUAGUGGUGGGUGGGAUGGUGGGUAAGGCAACAGCCCGGCUACUACCAGCAGAUGGACCAGGCCAGACAGCGCUAAUCGAAAGCAGAAUGGGAAGACACUUAAGGAAGUUCCUGGGAAAACAGAAGUAAACAAGUAUUAUUUUGGUGCAAAGAAAUCUUGAAAUCCAUGCAUAUAUUUUUCAUAAUAUACAUUUUUCAUUGACUUUCUGAAAACCCCUGGUAUGCAUGGAUUUCCUCGGUUUUUUUUCCCUUGCACCAAAAUAGACUUCUGUUUUAAUUCCAUGUCCCAUAAACUGUUUGAAGUGCGUUUGCGUAUUGAGAAGACAGUGGUUAACUGUAUUUCUAUUCUUGUUCAUGAAGUUCCUUUUAAUACAGGGAACUCAAAGCAAAUGUGCUUCCCUGUGUCCUCAUUUUCUGUUUUAGGAAGUGGAAAAAUGUUAACUGCGUUUACAGAAAAAAAAAAAAAAUCCCAAAAGCUGAAUUCCAGAGAACCAAUGAAUAGUAUGGGACUGACCUGAAUUUUUUUUCUCCAUUCAUUCUGAAGACGUGUUUUGUUCUGUUUUAAGAUUUACAUAUUUAUUUGGAAGGCAGAGUUACAGACAGACAUUGGUUCACUCCCCAAAUGGCUGCAACGGCCAGAGCUGGGCCCAUCCGAAGCCAGGAGCCUGGAGCUUCUUCCGGGUAUCCCAUGUGGGUGCAGAGGCCCAAAACACUUGGGCCAUUUUCUGCUGCCUUCCCAGGUCAUAGCAGAGAGCUGGAUUGGAAGUAGAGCAGAUGGGACUCGAACCAAGGCCCAUAUGGGAUGCUGGCACUGCAGUCAGUGGCCUUACCACAUCGCUGGGCCCCCAGACAUUUUUUUUAAAGUAAUUAUCAACCCCAACACUGUGCCAGGGUAUAAUUUUUAAAGAUAUGAUUCCUAAGAAAAUCUACUUUAAAAAUUCUUCCAAGUAAAACCUUUAGCCUUGACUACCUCAAACUGUAUACUAAUAUAUAUAUAUAUAUAUAUAUAUAUAUCUCCUAAUAAUAUAGUGUGGUUAGUGUAAGGAUUACCAAGGUUAAAAUGGAAGUGCCAUUUGUAUUUCAUCCGCAUGUCAGGCAGACACCACACAGGCAUUUUCUCUUUCUGGAGCUUACAUGUAGUUGUUCUCUGGAGAGUGGUAGACACUGUUUCAGUAUUUGUCAUUAUUAGCAUAACACCAGAACUCAACAUCUAAUAUAAAAAUACAGCCUGCCUUAUGGAAGAAAACAAAACGUCUUGAUUUAUAACACUUGAAGGUGUUCCAUCCUGCCCUGCCCUGGCUUUCUGAUUCCCAUGAGCAGGGGUGUUGAGCAUUUGUAUUAGAAUCGUGUCAGUUCUCUCAGUGUUGCUGAUAAAAGCCCAGCUGUGCAAGGACACCGGCAUUUAUUCUGCAGCUAAGCCCAUUAACCUCAGCAUUCUAAGUUGUAAAUGCUAGAACAUCUGAGCAGCACUCAUGUAGCAGUUGGUAAUGAAGCAACAAACCCCCUUUUUUUUUUUUUUGACAGAGUGGACAGGGAGAGAGAGACAGAGAGAAAGGUCUUCCUUUGCUGUUGGUUCACCCUCCAAUGGCCGCCGCGGCCGGCGCACUGCGGCUGGCGCAUUGCGCUGAUCCGAAGGCAGGAGCCAGGUGCUUCUCCUGGUCUCCCUUGGGGUGCAGGGCCCAAGCACUUGGGCCAUCCUCCACUGCACUCCCGGGCCACAGCAGAGAGCUGGCCUGGAAGAGGGGCAACCGGGACAGAAUCCGGCGCCCCGACUGGGACUAGAAACUGGUGUGCCGGCGCCGCUAGGUGGAGGAUUAGCCUAUUGAGCCGUGGCGCCAGCUAACAAACUCAUUUUUUGCAGCUGCUUUAGAAACAGCAUUACUGCUUGAAUUCUGUUACUGUCUCUCCUGUUAGCGAGGAGGUUUCGUUCUUUGGCAUUAUGGAGAGUAAAACUUGCCAACUUAAACCUUACUGAAAGUUCACCAAACAUACUGCUUUAUAUGUAGGAAGUGAUUUUUUUAAAAGCAACAAAGAAAUGUCAUUCUCACUUCUUUGCUGUUGGUGAUCUAGAUGGAAGAUAGGGAAGGAGAAGGGUGAGGACAAUUCAUAGUAAUUCACUAGUGUUGUUUUAGAAUAGUAUCAGAGAAGUCUCCAAUGAAAACUGGAGGAAAUAUAUGUUAAUCAUGGGAAAAAAUGGGAGAGUGUCAUUCCACUGUAUGUACAGGAGUCUUGGUGAUGCAACUCAGAUCCUUGGUGAUAAUAUCAAUAUUUUCAUAGUCGUUAAGGUAAAACUAGGCCAUGUGAAGAGUUUUCACGUUACUUGUGUUGGUAUGUUUUAAACCAAACAUAGGUCUGUGACAUUUUAUUAUAAUUAAUUUUCAAGAAUGAAAUCUGUAAGUGAUUAUUGUCUGUGUGUGUGGUUUGUCCUUCUAAAAGCGGGCGAGGUUACACAAUUCCAAGCCCGGAUGUGUUAAACACAAAGAACCAGACUGAUUUUUUUGUUCUCAGGACCGGAAGAAUCCAUGCCCUUCAGAAGGGAUCUGUGCUGCAUUUGGUCACUGGGUAGCUAUCACUGCAGUGCCACCAACACUGACCAUCAUCAAGUGCUCUAUUUCAUGCCAGGUAAACUGAUUCCAUCAGAAUAGGCCAAAUGCUACCUUAAAAGGAAACCCAGAUUACAAAAACCUGUACAAUUAAAAAGAGGUCAAAGUACAAGCAACACACAGGAGAGCGAAAGGAAACAUUGUGGGUGAAACCCCUCUGCCCUAUAUGGGGCUGUGAAUAAGCUUCACAGGCGUUCUUCUCACACGGUUUGUAGGGAGAGGGAGAGAGGGUUGGAACGGAAACAAUGGAUUUCAUGUAUUUUACCAAGACAAAUUAAUGUGCCGUAAUCACAAAUAAAACCUUUUAUUAUUAACUCUG
This is a messenger RNA of Oryctolagus cuniculus (rabbit), 9607 nucleotides long. The record is from RefSeq and is a predicted model, not a curated record. NCBI's taxonomy places the organism in Eukaryota, Metazoa, Chordata, Mammalia, Lagomorpha, Leporidae.